Phytophthora infestans T30-4 is the source of this 309-nucleotide messenger RNA. RefSeq lists its product as uncharacterized. The transcript has a single exon. Gene Ontology annotation, biological process: triglyceride biosynthetic process. Bases 1 to 309 code for a protein of 102 amino acids. Lineage: Eukaryota; Oomycota; Peronosporomycetes; Peronosporales; Peronosporaceae. Gene Ontology annotation, cellular component: endoplasmic reticulum membrane. Gene Ontology annotation, molecular function: diacylglycerol O-acyltransferase activity. The record is from RefSeq and is a predicted model, not a curated record.
AUGGUGGCUUUGUAUCUGCCGUCGUUCUUGAGCGGGGCCCAGAAAACUGGCAAGGGAAACGUGUGGGAAGCCUUGCGCACGUCCAGCGUUUGGGGGCUCAUGAACAAGUUCCUUCGCAUCAAGAUCAUCCGCGAACAGGAGCUGGACCCCAACAAGCAGUUUAUCUUUGGGUUCCAUCCGCACGGAAUCCUCGUGCUCUCCCGUCUCGCAAUCUUUGGCCGAAACUUCGACGAUGUUUUCCCUGGGAUCAAGAAUCGGCGUGGGUUUCCUUUUAUUGGAGAUGCUGGCCACUCCAAGAAUUGCCACUAA